Messenger RNA from Hordeum vulgare subsp. vulgare (domesticated barley), 2124 nucleotides. RefSeq names its product CBL-interacting protein kinase 19-like. The coding region runs from base 156 to 1715 and encodes 519 amino acids. NCBI's taxonomy places the organism in Eukaryota, Viridiplantae, Streptophyta, Magnoliopsida, Poales, Poaceae. Gene Ontology annotation, biological process: protein phosphorylation; signal transduction. The transcript is spliced from 2 exons. The record is from RefSeq and is a predicted model, not a curated record. Gene Ontology annotation, molecular function: ATP binding; protein kinase activity.
AUAGAGGAGGCGGAGAGGAAAGGAAACGAGAAAUAGUUUUCGCAGAGCCGUUAAGCUCCCUCCCCCUCCACUUCACCUCACCUCCUUCGAGGCCGGCUGCUCCACCUCCACCUAAUCCCCUUCGCCUCGUCUUCGCCUCCCUCCACCACCCGUCCAUGGCGGCCGUCAAGCCGCCGCCGCCCGACCCGUCUCCGCAGGCCGCGCGGCUGCCGUCCCCUUCCUCCUCCUCCUCCUCGGCCUCGGCGGCGGCGGCGGCCAAGCGAGGCGGCACCGGCUCCCGCGGGCUGCUGAUGGGGCGCUACGAGCUGGGCCGCGUCCUGGGCAAAGGCACCUUCGCCAAGGUGUACCACGCGCGGCACCUGCAGACCGGCGAGAGCGUGGCCAUCAAGGUGCUCGACCGGGAGAAGGCCGUGCGGAGCGGCCUCGUCUCGCACAUCAAGCGCGAGAUCGCCGUGCUCCGCCGCGUGCGCCACCCCAACAUCGUCCACCUCUUCGAGGUCAUGGCCACCAAGACCAAGAUCUACUUCGUCAUGGAGCUCGUCCGCGGCGGCGAGCUCUUCUCCCGCGUCUCCAAGGGCCGCCUCAAGGAGGACACCGCCCGCCGCUACUUCCAGCACCUCAUCUCCGCCGUCGGCUUCUGCCACACCCGCGGGGUCUUCCACCGCGACCUCAAGCCGGAGAAUCUCCUCGUCGACGAGGCCGGCAACCUCAAGGUCUCCGACUUCGGCCUCUCCGCCGUCGCCGAGCCCUUCCAGCCAGAGGGCCUCCUCCACACCUUCUGCGGCACCCCGGCCUAUGUCGCCCCCGAGGUUCUCGCCCGCCGCGGAUACGAAGGCGCCAAGGCCGACAUAUGGUCCUGCGGCGUCAUCCUCUUCGUUCUCAUGGCCGGAUACCUCCCUUUCCAUGACCAGAACCUCAUGGCCAUGUACCGUAAGGUUUACAAGGGAGAGUUCCGGUGUCCAAGGUGGUUCUCCAAGGACCUCACGAGCUUGAUCAUGCGUUUUCUUGACACAAACCCGAGCACCAGGAUCACCUUGCCGGAGGUCAUGGAGAGCCGGUGGUUCAAGAAAGGUUUCCGGCCGGUCAAGUUCUAUAUUGAAGAUGACCAGCUGUACAACGUCAUAGACGCCGAGAACGAUAUGCUCGACUUGGGUCUCUCUGAUCCUCUUCCUCAACCAUUGCCACCUCCACCUCCACCUCCGCAAGAAGUUGAUGGAAAUGACUCAGGGUCAGAAUCGGACUCAUCAGUCAUGUCCUGCCCUGCCACAUCGUCAUUUGAAGAGCGCCAGAGGCUCCGCGGGCCACUCCCACGCCCCGCAAGUCUUAAUGCAUUCGAUAUCAUAUCAUUCUCAAGGGGAUUCAACUUGUCGGGGCUGUUUGAGGAAAAAGGGGACGAGGUGAGAUUCAUCUCGAGUGAACCUAUGUCGGACAUUAUAACGAAAUUGGAGGAGAUCGCAAAUGUGAAGAGCUUUGCGGUGCGGAAGAAGGAUUGGCGGGUGAGCCUAGAGGGUACAAGGGAAGGAGUUAAGGGGCCACUAACAAUCGGCGCAGAGAUAUUUGAACUCACACCCUCCCUUGUAGUAGUGGAGGUAAAAAAGAAGGCGGGGGAUAAGGAAGAGUAUGAUGAUUUCUGCAACAAGGAAUUGAAGCCAGGAAUGGAGCAUCUUGUGCACCAGAUGGUCCCAGUUCCAAAUACACCUACCAUUUCUGAGUAGGCCAAAGGCCUUGAAGGUUACUGGCGCCACUGCCCCUAGAGCUAACGGGGAUAGGAGGAGCGACUCUCUCCAAGCUAGAAACAGGCCGGAGUCGUGUGGAACUGACAGGAGGAGCAUCUCUUGUAGUGUGGGACGGGAGCCCCCUGACCAGCUCGGGCAGGGCACUGAUGAUGAGCGCGGUUAACUCUUACGAGCUCGCUUCUCUGGAGAGCAUAACACAAUGUUGUCCGAGACGGAGCUAGAUAUGGCGUCGCCCUGGCCGCUGUUUAAAUGGACGUAUUACUUCUCUGCUUAAUUAAUUACUAGUCCUAGCUGAUUGUGUAUGUGUGUAGUACUCCUGCUGUUGGUUUAUCAGCCGAACCGAAUAAUUUUGGGCAACCGUUAAUUCAGGAACAAACUGAUUGAGGAA